GGAGCAUGCAUUCAUCAUUCACCGUUCGUAGCAGUUGCACCGUCCUAUCCGAUUACAGCCGCGGAAGUGGAAGUGAAGGUGAAAAAAACGACAAUCAAUUGCCAGUGCAGCAGUUGAACCGGUCUCAGCAUGUCUCUGGCGGGUCAAAGUGCGGUCGUUUUUGGUGGCUGCGGUGGCAUGGGAAUGGCAAUAGGGCAGCAUCUGCUCAGGCAGGGAGUGAAGAAACUGUGCAUCGUUGAUGUGGUGGAGCUGACCGAUUCCAAUCUGUCGUGUUUGAAAGAAAGCGGUCGCGAUGCGCUGAUACUCUGCAAAAUCUGCGACAUCUCGAAUCGUGCGGCGUUGAAGCAGCUGCUGGAGCGGGACAUCAGCGAGGCGCUGGGCUCGAUCGAUAUCUUGGUGAAUUCGGCCGGCAUCGUUGAGAGUGAAGUGCCCGAUAAACUGAUCGGCGUUAAUUUGACGGGUGUGAUCAACUCAUGCCUCAUUGCGCUGAACUUGAUGUCCCGGGCGAAGGGUGGCAAGGGUGGCGUUAUAGUGAAUGUGGCAUCAACAGCAGGGCUAGAACCGAUCCCAUUUCUUCCCACCUAUUGUGCAUCGAAGCAUGGCUUAAUUGGGUUCACACGAUCGCUGGGGGUUGAACCUGUGUACAGCGAAACAGGCGUCAAGUUUAUCAUCAUCUGUCCGGGUGGGACACGUACUCGGAUGUUUGAAAACUGCCGCACACUGUCGAUUGAGAUCGAGGUGUUGCAAACGAUGUUUCGCGAAUUUAAACAUCCAUAUGCACCGCAAAGCCCUGAUGUCGUUGGAGCUUGCAUAGUGCAGGCCAUCGUAGAGGGAGACAACGGAUCGACUUGGAUCUGUAACGAUGGUAAAAUCGAAAUUCAUUCCUACCCAGCGUCCCGGUUUUUGUGAGUAUGUGUAUUGCAUAAGAGUACAUAAAGGAUAUUCAAAAUACAUUAUAUUGAAGCAAAAUAAAUGUGGAUAUUGGUACGAUUA
Messenger RNA from Anopheles arabiensis, 993 nucleotides. RefSeq names its product alcohol dehydrogenase 1-like. Bases 130 to 909 code for a protein of 259 amino acids. The transcript is spliced from 5 exons. Gene Ontology annotation, cellular component: cytoplasm. The record is from RefSeq and is a predicted model, not a curated record. Lineage: Eukaryota; Metazoa; Arthropoda; Insecta; Diptera; Culicidae. Gene Ontology annotation, molecular function: oxidoreductase activity, acting on the CH-OH group of donors, NAD or NADP as acceptor.